CUCUCGUCUCUCACCUUCUCCUACCCUCUGAUUGUCACCGCCGGAUGGGUCGUGUCCAAACAGUAUCGACGUCGCGGAUAUAUGCUGAUGUCAAUGGACGGUUAGGCCCCUCGUGGCACGAAUAUGACAACCUGCAGGUCCAGUGGGGGUCGCAAGAUCAUUAUGAGAUUGUACGGAAAGUUGGGAGGGGAAAAUACUCUGAAGUGUUCGAAGGCGUGAACAUCGUCAGCGACGAAAAGUGCAUCAUCAAGGUCUUGAAGCCUGUCAAGAAGAAGAAGAUCAAGAGGGAGAUCAAAAUCUUGCAAAAUCUCGCCGGUGGCCCCAAUAUCGUUGCCCUACUUGACGUAGUCCGCGACCCUUCGUCCAAGAUACCCAGUCUCAUCACCGAAUACGUCCACAACGUCGACUUCAAGGUCCUUUAUCCUAGAUUCAAUGAUCUCGAUGUGAGGUUUUACAUGCUAGAGUUGUUGAAGGCGUUGGACUAUUGCCAUUCCAAAGGAAUCAUGCAUCGCGAUGUCAAGCCUCACAAUGUCAUGAUUGAUCACGACCACCGCAAGUUGCGGUUGAUCGACUGGGGUUUGGCCGAGUUCUACCAUCCCAAGACACAAUACAAUGUCCGCGUGGCUUCGCGGUACUUCAAAGGGCCCGAAUUGCUAGUUGAUUUCCAGCAAUACGACUACAGCUUGGACAUGUGGAGCUACGGGUGUAUGUUCGCGUCGAUGAUCUUCCGGAAAGAGCCGUUCUUCCAUGGUCACGACAACUAUGAUCAACUCGUCAAAAUAACCAAGGUCCUGGGGACUGAUGAGCUUUAUGAGUACUUAGAGAAGUACGACAUUGAGCUCGACGCCCAGUAUGAUGAGAUCCUUGGCAGGUAUCCUCGGAAACCCUGGACACGGUUCAUUACCUCUGAGAAUCAGAGAUACAUCUCGAACGAAGCUAUCGAUUUCCUUGACAAGCUCCUGCGAUACGACCACCAACAGAGACUGACAGCACGGGAAGCUCAAGGACACGCAUACUUUGAUCCUGUACGCAACUCGGCGAUGGCGGAUGGCGAGAGCGAGGGUUCUGUCGCAUAACGGACCAGGCCUGUUUGUGUGUAAUAUGUACUUUCGUCGUUUUGUUUGUUGGAAUACAGUUGUCCGUCGGCAGUUUUUUUUAAUC
This is a messenger RNA of Stereum hirsutum FP-91666 SS1, 1161 nucleotides long. Its product is annotated as Pkinase-domain-containing protein. The coding region runs from base 45 to 1076 and encodes 343 amino acids. NCBI's taxonomy places the organism in Eukaryota, Fungi, Basidiomycota, Agaricomycetes, Russulales, Stereaceae. The record is from RefSeq and is a predicted model, not a curated record. Gene Ontology annotation, molecular function: ATP binding; protein serine/threonine kinase activity. The transcript is spliced from 8 exons. Gene Ontology annotation, biological process: regulation of transcription by RNA polymerase I; DNA damage response; regulation of transcription by RNA polymerase III. Gene Ontology annotation, cellular component: protein kinase CK2 complex; cytosol; nucleus.